AUGGGAAUAAAUCUAGAUAUGCGAUGCUCACAAACCUUUAUUCUUUUAUAUGAAGUAAUUUCUCCAAAACAGUACGAGUUAUUUCUGCUUCCUGUCUGUUCGGCACGUAAUUCCCACCAGUGUGAAAAUCUAUCAAUAUCUAUCUAUCUAUCUAUCUAUCUAUCUAUCUAUCUAUCUCCUGAGGAGACGCACAAUGCAAUUGCCUUUCUUUUGAAAUGUUCUUCCUUUCUUGCUUUCUUUUCAAGCGUCCUUUCUUUCUUGCUUUUUUUAAAAAAUUUCCUUCUUUUGAAACUUUUCUUGCUUGCUUUCUUUUCAUGCGUUUUUUUUUUCUUGCUUGCUUUUUUGAAAUUUUCUUUCCUUCUUUUGAAAUGUUCUUUCUUUCUCGUUUUCUUUCUUUUCAAACUUUCUUGUUUCUUUCUUUCUUACUUUUUUAAAACAUUUUCUUUUUUUUUAAUUUUCUUUCUUUUGAAAUAUUAUUUCUUUCUUUUUUGCUCGAUUUCUUUUCAACAUUCUUGUUUCUUUCUUACUUGCUUUCUUUUGCAAUUUUCUUCUUUUUUUUUCAUUUUCCUUUUUUUCUACCCUGUUUUGAUUUUUCUUUCUGAACUAUUUGUUCUUUUAUUUAAUUUCACAUGUUCCUUUAUCUUUUUCUUUCUUUUUUACGUGUUCAUUUCUUUCUUUCUUCUUUUCUUUCUUUCUUGCUUAUAA
Molecule: messenger RNA, 705 nt
Organism: Acanthosepion pharaonis
Lineage: Eukaryota; Metazoa; Mollusca; Cephalopoda; Sepiida; Sepiidae
Source: the annotation of a GenBank genome assembly